This is a messenger RNA of Manduca sexta (tobacco hornworm), 2433 nucleotides long. Its product is annotated as coiled-coil domain-containing protein 112. The transcript has 7 exons. The record is from RefSeq and is a predicted model, not a curated record. The coding region runs from base 373 to 1383 and encodes 336 amino acids. Lineage: Eukaryota; Metazoa; Arthropoda; Insecta; Lepidoptera; Sphingidae.
GGCUCAUGCAUGAUUCUUAGGUUACAUUGGUUAGCUGUAGAUAAGAAUAUAAAAAUUAUCUGUAACUACAACACAGUUCGCAUAAUAACUAUAGUAACAUGAAUGUUUAAUCAAUGAAGACUGUGUUGAAUAGAACUGGGUAGUUAAAAUACUAACAUCGGAAAAUAUAUAAUACUCGUUCGUGUAUCUUUUAGUAUUUCCUUGAAUAUUCGUUUCAUAGUGUGAAAAUCUAAAAACUAUAAAACAAUAAUUUACCUACAUUUAAACUUUUACGUAAUUGUGUUAACACGAAGAGCAAUUCUAUGUUUUAACAAACACAAAAAAAAUAUAAAACAUUGGUGACGAGUAUUAACAAAUUAAAAACAAAUUACCAUGGAAACUAGAUAUAUUCUUUCGAAAUUAAGCUCCAAGACUUCUGAAGCUAGCGAUGAUAGUUUUGAAUCUGCUGAUAAUAAUAUAUUAGCGAAAAUUAAACGAUUGCAGAUUGAAGAAAAUUACAUUUGUCAGUCUAUGCGUAAAACAAUUAAGAAUAGUGGUAUUUGCUUAGAAAAUGUUUUUAGUAAUGAUUCGGAUUAUCACAAGUUUAAAACAAAAAUUAAAGACUCUUAUAUGAGCGUGAAAAACUUAUUUGACUAUGUAAAUGCGAACAUCUCGGAUCAAGCUGCCCUAAAGUCUGUUGAUGUUGACGAAAUAAAAAUGGCUAUUUUAGAACUAGAAGAUAAAAUAAAAUCAUUAAAAAAGUAUUUGCACUCAGAAUUAAUAAACUUAAAACGUACCGAGGAAGAACUCAUACGUAAUAAUGAAAAUUCAUACAAUAAGAUAACAGGCCGACAAAAAAUACAUUCUGUGACAUACAACCACAUAGUUCCUAGUCCGGUAAAGGAAAUGAUCAAUUCUUCAUUCAAGUGUUCGGAAGUUCAAGAAUUCCAAGAGUUCAUGACCAAUAGUGAAAAUCGAUACGGGGGAUGGAAUGAAUAUUACCAUAAUAUAUUUGUCAGAUCAUGGAACAAAUACAUUCAAGUAAACUGUAAUAUUAAUUUAGAAAGUUAUAAGACAAAUGUAAUAGACUCUGACUCAUUUCAAUUACUAAUUAACGAGCUUCUUCAAAGAUUACCAGGUUUCACAAAAGAAAACCUAUUAUUACACUGCAAAUGGUACAUAAAAUAUACUUACUUAAAAGAGCGUCAAAGCCUUGCUAUAGAAAAAUGGAGGGAAAAGAAACUUUUAAUAAAAAAGAAAACCAUUGAGAGGAAGGAGAAAAAUACUGCGCAAGAAAUCACUAAAUAUCAGAGUAACAGUAAUAGUGCCGAAAAUACGACUAAUUUAUCUUCAAGUCGACAUUGGCGGAUUCCCAACUGGAGGUCAGGCUUACAAGAAUUAUAACUUCGAUAAUAAAAUAUUGUUACUGUAUUAAGUAUUUGUUUACAUUUUAAAUCUGAUCGGCUAAAAUAUCUGAAUUGCUAUUAAAAUCUUCAUUUUAGUUAAGAAUAAGCAAUAGAACUAUAAUUUAUUUUUAUUGCCUAGUUAAGUUUAGGCAUCGAUCAAUUUUCAUUCCCUUGUACCCGAGAUUUAUACCCUGUUUUACAGUUUAUAAGUAGUUGCGUGUAAAAUUAUUAUAAGUAUAUCAUAUAUUUUUCAUCUUUAUGUAUAAUUUAAGAAAAGCUUAAAACCAUAAAAUAAUCUUUUCAUGUAGCAUAGGUAGAAAUAUAAUUCUGUCUUACUAUAUGGGUAAGAUACAUUGAAUAAAAUAUUGAUAUUUUUCGUAUUGCGAUUUAGAAAUUAGAACAUCAACAAUUAUAUUUUACAAUUAAGUAAGGCAUGGGUACCUAAUAAUAUAUCAUAAAGUUUAUCUAGCACCUAAUUGUAAAACCUUCACCCACCAGUAUCUACGUUACUACUUUUUUUUUUUUUUUUUUUUUUAUGGCUACAAGCACUGUGUUGCUGUGCUACGCCAAUGUCAAUAAAGCUAGGGAAACAUAUUACAGGAAGGAAAUUGGUUUCGGAAUUAGGAUUAAGUCAGGAAAGUUAGUCAAGAUAUAAUAUAUUAAUAAUAAUAAUAUUCGCCAAUACAAUAUAUUAAUAAGAAUAUACAAACUAUAUUUUUAUGUUAUUAUGUACAAUAUAUGAGGAAAUAGCUUUAUAAAUAUUUACAUUAAAUAAGAGGAGGGAAGAAAUACAACAAGGAAAAGGAACACCAAAGGAAAUGAGUUGACUUAUAAAAUGAGCAUUAUCAUAAAGCGGACAAGCGAAGAAGAUAUGAUUGAGGUCACCCUCCUCUUCACCGCAUUCACAAGUUCUACUAGCAAUAAUACCAAGUCUAGCCAGGUGAGCUGGCGAACACACAUGACCCAAGCGCAUUCUCAUGAUUAUACUAGUACAUCGCUUACCAAGUUUCAAUUUACAAAACCAUGGUUUCUCCGGUAUACCCAAUUG